This is a messenger RNA of Phaedon cochleariae (mustard beetle), 2291 nucleotides long. The record is from the annotation of a GenBank genome assembly. NCBI's taxonomy places the organism in Eukaryota, Metazoa, Arthropoda, Insecta, Coleoptera, Chrysomelidae.
GGUUAUAUGUUUGUGUACUUUCUGUUUGAUUUUUCAUUGCUGUUAUGCUAUGAAAUAUUAUUUGAAAAUAAUAUAAACACUAUUUGAAGUAUGGAAGUCGAUCAAACAGUUUCUGUAUCAAAGGGUGUUUUCGUUUUCAAAAAUAACUUCAAACCACUCACAAAGCUAGUGAAAUCCAAGCGAAAGCAGAAAAAUGUUGUUAACUACCAAAAUACAGCAUUUUCAUCAAAUGCAUGGUAUCAAUCCUACUCUAGUUUAUGGCAAAACAUUGAGGAAAAAAUUGAGAACUUGAAUAAUGCAAUGUUCUCCUCUGUUCUGAGUAGACUGGUGAAUUUUGUCAAAUCAAGUCAUGACUUUGAUGUUGAAGAAAUCCCAACUGCAGCUCUACUAACAGGUAUCAACAUGCCUGACCAUGCAGCACAGUUCAAAUCUUUGUCAAAUCAGAUCAAAGAAUCUGUUACUCCUCAUGUAGCUUGUCUUCACAGUCAAGAUUGCCAAAAUAUCAAAUAUCUAAUUGAGAAUAUGAUAGGUCAAUUGGUUAAAGAAGAUGAGAGUUUUUCUGAUGAGGACUCACUUUCUGAUAGUACAAGAACACAUCUGAAGAAAAGUCAACUCAACUUGUCAGUGCUUCAAUGCUGGUAUGAAAAUAUGUAUCAGGAACACUCUCAAACAUCUCCAAAGAAGCAGAAAACAAAGAAUAAGAAGAUUUUGGUAAUCAUCAUAUCUGAUUUUGAGAGUUUUAAUGCUGAAGUUCUACAAAAAUUUAUUCUGAUAGCUAGCUGCUACAUCAGAGUUUUACCAUUUGUUUUUAUUUUUGGUAUAGCCACUUCUAUAUCUACAUUACACACUUCUUUACCAUACAAAGUGUCUUCAAAAAUUUGUGUGAAGGUUUUCAAUUCUCAACGUUCUACCUGCUAUUUGAAUGAGAUUUUGGAAAAUGUGUUUUUUUCUACAUCAUGCCCAUUUCAGAUGGGUGGAAAAGUCUUCAAUUUGUUCAUAGAUAUAUUUCUGUUCUAUGAUUUAUCUGUUAACAAUUUCAUUCAAAAUAUCAAGUAUGCAAUGGCAGAACACUUCUCUUAUGGAAAUGCCAUGGCCUUAUGUUCCUUUAAUAAGAAAGAAACAUCAGCAAUAAUAGCUGAAUUUUCCCAUGAAGACUUGGAGAAUGUUAGACAUUUACUGUCUUUCAGAAAACUUGUGGAAAGUGAAACUUAUGAAAAUCAAAUCAGAUUAUUAACUGAUGAUGAUUAUUUUGCAAAUGUAUUGACAGAAGAAAUUGUGAAACUUCAGAAGUACAUAAGAAGGCUACAUAUCUUUUUGAAAUGUUUGCUAAUACUAGUAGAGGACUUGCCAAAAGCUCCAUUAGGACAACAAUUGAGAGACUUAUACAGUGUGGCAACAGCUAAAAACAUCACAAACAGUCCAGAGUAUAAAGAAUGUUUCAAGCUACUUGGUUUUCAAUCAAUGGAGGAACUGAGCAAAAAAUUAUCAAAAAUAUUAGACUAUCUAGAAGACAAAAUACUUUUCAAACAUGAGAAUAAAAUGAAAGAUUUUUAUGAACAGCUUGAAAGUUUUGUAGACAGUAUGAAUAAUUUCAACAUGGCUGAAAUGGAAGAAGCUGUUGUUGAAAUAGAAAAUAAUGAACAAGUGGCUUUGAAGAGCUUGGAUCGAAAACAAUUCAAAGAAAAACUUUUUGGGAUGACAAAGUCUCAAAACCAACCUCUGAAUAGAUAUGAAAAACUAAGAGAGAAGAUAAUUACAACAUUGUCACAGGCAUUUGAGGAGUACCUUAUUGAACCUAAGUCUUUCUAUUUCCAUGAGAUAUUUUUUUUUAAUAACAUUUCCAUACAGAGCAACAUUAUAGGUUCCCAUAGAUCUGCUAUCCAUAAUGCUCUGAAUGAUCCACAGUAUUAUUUACAGUGUGAUUGCUGCACCAUACCCAAUUCUAGUGUGAUAAAACACACUAUGCCUGAUAUUUGCAUAGCUUAUAAACUACAUUUGGAGUGUGGAAAGAUAAUCAACUUAUAUGACUGGUUGCAAGCAUUUUUGAGUAUUGUAGAUCCCAUAGAAAUUGAUGAUGAAACAAAGAGGAUUGUCAGUCCAGAGUUACAAGCUCGUUUCACACAAUGUGUGGCAGAACUGGAGUACUUGGGGUUCAUAAAAAGUACCAAAAGAAAAGCUGACCAUGUUGCGAGACUGACUUGGGGUGGUUAAUUUUGUUUUACUCUAUCAAUUCAUGUUGUUUGGAAGGAAUAUAUUUCAAGUUUUGCAUUAAAUAAAAUGAUAACUGUUCU